Molecule: messenger RNA, 1488 nt
Organism: Tigriopus californicus
Lineage: Eukaryota; Metazoa; Arthropoda; Copepoda; Harpacticoida; Harpacticidae
Exons: 5
Coding region: 163-1353 (396 amino acids)
Molecular function (GO): oxidoreductase activity
Source: RefSeq, a predicted model, not a curated record
CCCUAUCAUUUUGAAGAUUAUUUGUUCAAUUUAUCCUGCCGUAGAUAAUACGGAUUCUAGUUAUCUUUAUUUAACUUAUUGACGAAAGUCGAUUGACGAGGCAGCACAUUGGGUCGAUUGAUUCGCGUGUCUUGAAGUUUCAUAAUUGCAUUGACCACCAUCAUGAUGUCUCUGAAAUUGAGUCGGGCUCUCCAAAAUCUAACAAGAGGAUUGGCCAAGCGAUCGUAUUAUAGUCGAGGAGGACCGGAAGUCAAAGUCUCCGAUGAGGAACUAUUCAUUCAUAAGGACGAGGUAGUGCGGUUCAUGCGUUCUUGCAUGGAGGUUAAAGGCUGUCCUCCACACCAUUCCGAAAGAUUGGCCUUGAAUCUAGUGGAAGCUGACUAUCGCGGCCAUUUCUCCCAUGGGCUCAAUCGCUUGGCCAUGUACAUCCGAGACAUUCAAUCUGGAAAUUGUUUUCCCUCAGCUACUCCGGAAAUUGUCAAAGAAAGUGUUUCGACUGCAUUAGUGGAUGGUAGAAAUGGCUUAGGUGUGGUUGUGGGAGAGUUCAGUAUGAAAUUGGCUAUCGAGAAAGCAAAAAUGGCCGGCGUGGGUUGGGUGUCUGCCCGAGGCUCAAAUCACUUCGGCAUUUGCCAAUGGUACACGACUAUGGCCCUAAACGAGGGCAUGCUUGGGAUUUCGUGCACAAACACGUCGCCGUUGGUCACCCCAACCCGGGGGAAAGUGCCAGUAUUUGGAUCGAACCCGUUUUCCGUGGCCUUGCCCGGACUCAACGGGGACAACUUCAUGUUAGACAUGUCCACAUCCUCGGUGGCUGGUGGGAAGAUUGAGAUCCAAUAUCGGCGAGGGGAGCCCUUACCUUCAACGAGCUGGGUCCUUGGAGCGGACGGGCUCCCAACCACUGAUGCUUACGAAGCUAUAUACAAGGGUUCAGGGUUGAUGCCCUUGGGCGGGUCCGAAAUUAACUCCGGCUAUAAGGGAUACGCUUUGGGCAUGGUGGUUGAGAUUCUUUGCGGCAUGCUUUCCGGCUCGCAAUACGGCCCCAAGAUCAGGAAGUGGACCGACCACAAUGUGCCAGCUAAUUUGGGUCAAUGCUUCAUAGCAGUCAAUUUGGACGAAUUUGCUCCUGGCGUCACCGAACGAGUACAGAAUCUGAUGGACCAUUUACGACAAAUGACUCCUGUGGAUCCCAAGAAGCCAGUUUUAGUUCCUGGUGACCCUGAACGUGCAGCUGUGGCAUUAGUGGACGGGGAACAACAAGGGGGCAUAAUUUAUACGCCAGAUCACAUUAUUAGUUACCGCAAGCUGGCACAGGAGCUGGGCGUGGAGCCGAUGAAAGCCUUUCGAAAAAAAUGAUCGACACAUGUGGUUUUACGCUAUCACAUUUCUUCCUAUUUCGCAAAAUAUUGUGUUCCAUUUUGUUCAAGAUUGUGAGUUACAUUUUGUUUCAGAUUCUGAAUGAAUAUAAGCUUGCCUUUUAUUAAACCAAAA